GGCUCUGAGCCUGUAGCCCAAAGAUGGGAGUACUGCUGCACUGUAAUCCUCCACUCUUUAAACUCAGCUUCUGGAAAACUGACCCAAGGUGCACAAACUCAUCCAUCUAAAUCGGUUAUAUGUAGCUGAUGAACUUCUGAAACCUUUGUGUAGCCACUAUGAGUCGCAGUGUGCUACGAAACAAAAGCAAUGGAUUGCUCGGUGACGAAGAAGGGUGAUUUCUUUUCAGCUCUUACUGAUAUGAGCUGUGUGCUUAGUCAUGUUGACUGGCUGCCUGACUGCUCUGUGUCAGUGGACUGUUUCCCGGAGAUACACUUCAGCUUCGUAUAGUAAAAUGGAUAAUACCUACACAUCCAAACCAAACGGAGAAAACACAAAUGUCAUCAGAAUUUCGGUGUUUCUGUUUCUGGCAGGCUUUCACCCAGUACUGUCUUCAGAUGGAAAGCCCUCUCAACUGGCUGACAGUGGCUUGAAACCAGUCAUUAUUGGCCCAAACUAUGUGACGGUGGGUGUGCCAAGCAGCAUUGAGUGUGGUUCCAGUUGUGGGCCAUGUACCUACUCCAUGUCUCUGGAUGGACAGAGCGCCGUGGGUCAAAGCAACAUGCUAGCCUUUACUAUUAAUAGUUGGGUACCUUCUUUAACAGUGACAUGUACAGUCUCAGACGACAAGGGGCUGAGUGCUACGGCAACAAAGAACAUCCAGGUGUUAGCUGGACCUACCAAUGUUUCCAUUUCAGGCCCCAGUUUGAUGAAUCCCACAGUGAGCCAUACCUAUAAUUGCUACGCGUACUGUCACCCAUCCUGCUACUACAGCUGGAGGACAGAUAAAGGCCCAUGGAUACGUGGUCAAGGAAAUGUUGUUUCUAUCACUCCUCGGGAGAUGGACACCUCCAAAACGGUCACCUGCAAAGCCACCAAUAACGUGUCUGGGCUGUUUGCCACUGCUACUCAAAACAUAGCUGUGACAUUUGGACCAUCAAAGGUUCAGAUUGAAGGCCCAGACGUUGUAGAAAUUGCGGAAACGUAUAAAUACGUGUGUACUGCUGAAUGUCACCCGUCUUGUCGCUUCCUGUCGUCUGUGGACAGUCAGACCGUGAGGGGCAAUGUGAUCGAGAUGACAGUGGAUCAUCCGCUUAAAUCGGUGACUCUCAAGUGUGAAGCACAAAAUACUGCCUCAAGGAAGACAGUUACAGCCCUAAAAACUGUACGGAUGAAAGUGAUAGACCGCAGUCUGUCCACUCGCCCUGAAGAAACUUCAGCCCUGCUGCUCCUGGCCUUCGGCAUUUCUGCUGCCUUCACACUGUGAUUGAGUAUGGAACAGAUCUUUUUUAGGCACUGAGGAUCAGUUUUGUGAAGAAAUGGCGCUGAAUUGCUGACUCACCUGUAGUCUAGUGCACGUUGAUUUUAUGCAUUUGCCUCACAUGUUGAUAAUAGGCGGAUCCCUGUUUGUACUUGAUAAAUGAACUUGAAAGGUUGUCAAUAUCAAAGUAUGCGAAGGGAGUGUGCGGACAAAGCUGACAUUCUUCUGCACUGAUACAAUUUAAAUGUGUACAAAGAACACAUUCUUCUUCUGACAUGUACAAAAUUAUCAUCUCUAUUAAUAAAAACGGACCUACUCUGGAACUCCAUGACAAAUAUACUAAUGCCGGCUUUACUAGUCGUUUUUUUUAAUGGUUUGGGUCAAACUAGAGGCAAACACUUAUAUCUUUAUAAUCAGUGCUAAAAUAAAUCAUAAAUAAUCACUAUUAAUCCGUGUGUGGUGUUAUCAGCUUUACUACAGGAGCUGAAGCUUCUGAAAAGGUAGAAGUAUUUCUAGAUCUAGACAAGCUGUUUAAAUCAUAAAGACGUAAAAUAUAUUUAUAUAAAGCGCCUUGAGGCGACUGUUGUUGUGAUUUGGCGCUAUAUAAAUAAAAUUGAACUGAAUUGAAAAAUUGAAUAUUGUUCAGUUACAAAAGUUGUACCUGGGAAAUUUUUGCUAUGUCACCCAAUCAAACCAUCAACAAAAGAGAAAAAGCUGGUGAAGUCACACAUACUUCAGUCAUCUCAGUUUCCUACUAAAUCAGUAAAUAAGAAAAAUUAAUUUAAUGAGAAAAAAACUUUUUUUAGUGUUACAUUUUUAAAGGUGAUGGGUGGCAGCUGUGUUUCACUUGGCCUUAGCAAGAUUUAAAGCCAGGAGAAAAUAUGAAAAAGUUCAAAUUUCUAUUAUUCAU
Molecule: messenger RNA, 2210 nt
Organism: Oreochromis aureus
Lineage: Eukaryota; Metazoa; Chordata; Actinopteri; Cichliformes; Cichlidae
Exons: 7
Coding region: 260-1306 (348 amino acids)
Source: RefSeq, a predicted model, not a curated record